Messenger RNA from Spizellomyces punctatus DAOM BR117, 1649 nucleotides. RefSeq lists its product as uncharacterized. The record is from RefSeq and is a predicted model, not a curated record. Lineage: Eukaryota; Fungi; Chytridiomycota; Chytridiomycetes; Spizellomycetales; Spizellomycetaceae. The transcript is spliced from 4 exons. The coding region runs from base 31 to 1536 and encodes 501 amino acids.
UUUAACAAUAUCGCAUUUGGCUCACUUGACAUGCAGGCCGGCAUCAAGGAGGCUACGAGCGGACUCGACGUAGAUCCAGACCUUGCCAAACAGCAACUGGACUGCUUCCUCCUCACUCCCACAAACAAGGACUUGGACGCCCGCAUCCACUCGCUCAUCGCUCAUCUCCUUCCGCUCCCAAAGGACCGUCUCCUCUUGCUCCAAGGGCACAAUGAGGACCGCCAGAAAGCUCUCCUCGACGCAUGGAUUGGUUCAGAGUUAAAGACUAUAUUGGACAAUGUCGAUUUUGUUCAAGAGACUCGCCAACUGUGGCAGGACAAGGAUAUGGAGGCUUUGUUGCAUGACAAGGUCCUGGCCUACAUGCAUGGCGAUCAAAAUAAGGACACAGUAACGGAACCAGUGGUAGAAAGCCCAAUACAACAAAGUGUCGCCCUCAAUGAACAGCUUCCGAGGACAGACGAUGAUAACAAGACAGCCGAGUCUGUGAUUGAGGCGGGAGCCAGUGUGAAUGGAGCAAAGAGCAAGGAUAAAUCAGUCGAGGAUGAUCAUGACGUUGAUAAAGUUGAACAGAGCGCUGAGAAGGGCGGUAGCGCGAAGCGAGUUGAAGGCAAGGAGAGGGUGGACGCGGUCAUAAAAGAUGCAAAGACUAGGAUGGAUGACGAGAUACUGGCCAAGAGUGGCAAGGCCAGGAUCAAAAAGGGUGUAAAGAAAGACGCACAAGGUACAUCCCCUGGAGAGCGCCGCCGCUCACUCGUUACCCAAGCAACAAAACCUAGUCAGGUGCUUCCUCAGAAGCGAGCCGCCAGCAAAUCCGACAAGGGAGAGAAACAAGGGGUGGCAAAAGCAGAGCGCACGAGUGCUUCCAAUACGGGCAAGGUACCCAACAAGGCGCCCAACAAGGCUGCCGAGUUUCGUAAGGGUCAAAUGGUUGCAGCGAUUGUAACCGUUUCUCGUGACGACGACGACGACGAGAACAAUGGCAAUGACAACCAUGAGGUCGUAUACACGGUCCAAAUCUCCCAUUACGACCCAAAAACCAAUCUCUACACCUGCAUCGACCCCGACCCCGACCCCACUGACAAGUCAGCCAUCACAACAUGGACCGUACCCCCAUCAAAAAUCCUCGACUAUACAUCUUGCACCAAAACCUUUCAUUCAGGGGACGCCGUAUACGCUCUCUACCGCGACCAAGGCCAACUCUCUACCGAAUUCUACAAGGCCAUCGUGUCCAAACUGUACAAGGAUGGCCGACAAUUGCGUGUCCAAUACGAAGACGGCGACACAGCCAUCAUCCAACCCGCCCACGUCUUUCUAGCAAGCGAAUUCACCAAACGCCGCCUCUUGCAUACUGAAUCCAACCGUCAGUCCAAACCUCCUGAUCUACCUGUUAAAAAGCAACGUGUAGAGUACUCGUCGAGUGAUUCUGAUGUGGAUGUGGAUGCGUUGACUCAGAGGGGAGGGUUGGAGCCGUCAUCGCCCACGUCCGAGUUGUCGGAAGUGCACGUCUCAGAGUCAGAGUCCGAGGAGGAUGUGUAGGGUUUUCUGAGAUCCUCCCCAAUAUAUUUUUGUAUGUAAAGGAGUUACUCUUUGCUCUGGGAGAAUAUCACUGUAUAGAAUAUUAUGGCUAUUAUGUACUGCAAUGUCCACCG